UACUUAAUGGCCUGGACUGGGUGAGAAAAUAUACGCUUCAGAGUUUUGUUCUCGCUCGCUAUUCUUCAGCAUGCCAAAUGCACCUACUCGCUCCACCGUUGCGCGGUUAAUGACUUUGUUGCAGUCGUCCGCCAAAGCCUGUCCUUGCCAUUCCCACGCACAUUCACACCACCACCACCCCAGCACCACAACUGCCUCCUUCAAUAGCCUGUUGCAGUAUGGCAGACAGUAUGCUAGUGCUCAGGAUCCAUCACAGCAAAAGGAAUAUGCCUUUGAGAUGGCGGCUAGUAACAUCCGUUUUGGAGAAGGUGUAACAAGUGAAGUUGGCGCAGAUUUGAAUAAUCUGAAGGCCAAAAAGGUUGCGGUUUUUACUGAUCCUAAGAUUGCCAAACUUCAUCCAUUGAAGGCAGUUGUCGAGUCACUUGAACGCAACAAGGUCAACUAUGUGAUCUAUGAUAAUGUCAGAGUUGAACCUACUGAUAUCAGUUUCAAACAAGCUAUUGAGUUCUCCAAGACCCACAAUCCAGAUGCAUUUGUUGCAGUUGGAGGCGGCUCAGUUAUUGAUACAACCAAAGCUGCCAACCUGUAUACGGCUUAUCCUGAUGCUGACUUCCUUGACUUUGUCAAUGCUCCCAUUGGUAAAGGCAGACCGGUUGACAAACCCUUGAAGCCACUGAUUGCUAUUCCUACUACAGCUGGAACAGGUUCUGAAACGACCGGUACGGCUAUCUUUGAUUACGUUCCGCUCCAUUUCAAGACUGGUAUUGCUCAUAGAGCUCUCAAGCCUCUGCUGGGUAUUGUGGAUCCGUUGAAUACCCGUUCCAUGCCCACACAAGUGCAUACUGCUAGUGGUCUGGAUGUACUGUGCCAUGCUCUGGAGUCAUACACCGCUCUACCCUACAGUGAGCGAACUCCGCGUCCUCAGAACCCACUGAACCGACCUGCGUACCAAGGAUCCAAUCCCAUCAGCGACGUUUGGUCUCUUCAUGCUUUGAAGAUGGUUGUAGAAUAUUUGCCCCGUGCCGUCAAGAAUCCAGAUGACCACGAGGCCCAAAAGCAGAUGCUACUCGCUGCAACCUUUGCUGGUAUUGGAUUUGGAAAUGCAGGUGUACAUCUUUGUCACGGGUUAAGUUAUCCUAUCAGUGGUUUGAACAAGUCCUACAAGCAUCCCGACUACGAUGUUGAUUAUCCUAUCGUGCCUCACGGUAUCUCUGUCGCUCUUACAGCACCUUCCGUAUUCCGAUUUACAGGUGCACUAUGCCCAGAUCGGCACAUUGAUGCAGCGGUAGCCUUUGGCGUAGAUAGAUCGUCUAUCAAACAGUCUACUGCUGGUCACGUUCUGUCGGAGCGGUUGACUCGUUUCUUGGAAGACCUUAAUGUGCCAAAUGGUUUAUCUGCAUUGGGAUUUUCAUCCUCAGAUAUUGGCGACCUUGUGAAGGGAACUCUACCGCAAGAACGUGUCACUAAACUCUCCCCCGGUGGCGCUCCUGGAGAAGAAGAACUUGCUUCUAUCUUUGAAAGCUCCAUGACCAACUAUUAAAAUUGGAUUCUGAAUGUUCGAUGCUUGUGAAUAAACACUAUGACGACUCACCUUAAGGAAAACCUCGUGCUUGCUAGAAA
Messenger RNA from Umbelopsis ramanniana AG, 1620 nucleotides. RefSeq lists its product as uncharacterized. Gene Ontology annotation, cellular component: mitochondrion. The record is from RefSeq and is a predicted model, not a curated record. The transcript has 8 exons. Gene Ontology annotation, molecular function: alcohol dehydrogenase (NAD+) activity; metal ion binding. The coding region runs from base 71 to 1540 and encodes 489 amino acids. Lineage: Eukaryota; Fungi; Mucoromycota; Umbelopsidomycetes; Umbelopsidales; Umbelopsidaceae.